AUGAUAAUGUCUGGUAAACAUUUCAAAAUCCUUAAUUUUAAACUCAAUAAUCUUUUCCAAAUUCCAGCAGAUACUGGGGGAAGGAAAUUUCUUUUUGGAGUAGAGAUGGAGUAUUUGUUAAAGUCGCAAGAUAAUUGUCUUUGCACCUUGGUUGAAUGCAUUAAAGAGAAACAAGUUGAAUGGUUGUAUGCUCAUUCAAAGAACUUUGAGUAUGAAAUUCAAAAGCUUCGUGAUGUGGCCAAGGAGCGUCAUGAUGUUUUUAUCGAACAAGUAACGAAGAUGAAAGAGUCUGUUGAUCUUCAGGGGGCUGAACUUAAGUCAGAAAUGGCAAAAAAGGUUGAGAAAAUGGAGUAG
This is a messenger RNA of Lactuca saligna, 354 nucleotides long. Lineage: Eukaryota; Viridiplantae; Streptophyta; Magnoliopsida; Asterales; Asteraceae. The record is from the annotation of a GenBank genome assembly.